Pocillopora verrucosa is the source of this 3367-nucleotide messenger RNA. The record is from RefSeq and is a predicted model, not a curated record. Lineage: Eukaryota; Metazoa; Cnidaria; Anthozoa; Scleractinia; Pocilloporidae.
CAACUUGUUCAACUUAGUUUCCCAGUUAAUGAUCAAAAGGAUUUAAUAAUUGUGUUCAAAUUAAAGGUGAUCAUUUUAGAUGAACCAACAAGUGGAAUGGAUCCAUAUGCACGACGACUCAUAUGGUCCUUGUUGAAAGAGAAGUGUAAAAACCGAGUGGUUCUCCUUACAACACAUUUUAUGGACGAGGCUGACAUUUUAGCAGAUUACAAGGUUAUUUUAUCCAAAGGAAGAGUGCGCUGUUCAGGAAGCUCGCUUUUUCUCAAGAAUCGCUUCGGAAUUGGAUAUCAUUUGAAUAUGGCUCUAGCAGAGAAUUGUGACACUCAGCCAUUAAUUGAGCUUGUUCAAAGCAAAGUGGAAGGUGCAGAAGCUAUCCGUCACCAUGGCAAAGAAAUGGCAUUUUCCCUUCCUGUGGAAAAAGUAUCAUGUUUUCCAGAUCUACUCAAGGCACUUGAGGACAACAAUGACAGUUCAGAAGGCUGUGCCGCCCCCUUAUUAGGCGUGACAAGUUAUGGUGUUUCCAUGACAACUCUAGAAGAAGUAUUUCUUCAACUAGAGGGCACCUCUGAAGAGAGUAAAAUAUCAACAGAUGAUGCACGAGAAACAUUUGAACAAAGUGAUGCAAAUCUGUUGGCACCUUCAGAUGCCAUGAACAUUGAAGACAGAGGCUGUAGAAUUUCUGGGUUUGUUGAUGCCCCAAAUAACACAGGGGUGGAACUGAAUAAUCCAGAACUGAUGGCUGAUUCACAGAAACCAGUCUGGAAGGCAAAACAACAAGUCUUAGGAUUAAUGCGGAUUCACUGGUUAAUGUUAAUCCGUUCACCAGCCACAUCACUUUUCAAAAUUAUUAUUCUGCUAUUUUUGAUAUUUGUUGGUCUUUCACUUUUACGUGUAGCCAAGAAUGACAGCCAAUCAGCAAUUGGUUUGAAACUGACACCUAAGAUGUAUCUGAAACCUGGAAGUAAAAAGGGUUAUGCCUCCUUUGCUCUUCUCCAGAACUCAACCAAAGAGGCCAUGGACCAUGUUAUGAAAUACCUGAGUGAUUAUAGUGUUGGCACCUUGUUGGUGUCCUCUAUGAGUAGCAUAUUGAGCAACUCAUCAAGUGAUCUGUACAAUCUGGGAUUUGACAUUCUCAAGUUUCCUACAGACAAUUUGUCGUCGUCCAGCGAUCUUUCAUCAAGCUUUGAGAUGCGAUACAACGACACAGCUGUACAUAGUGUACCUGUUGGCAUCAACAUAUUGGGAUCUAUCUUGCACAUGAGUGCUCUAAAAAAACAAAAAAAAGCACCUUAUCCACUGGAGUCAACCAUUCUUGCCUUCCCUGACGUAAAACCUCAGUGGACUUUCAACAUUGUAGUACUUUCGUCAUUCUUUCUCAUUGGAAAAGCUUUCGGCACUAUUCUAGGUGACCUUGGAGUUCUGAUUGUAGCAGAACGGCAGAUGAAGAUGCGCCAUUUACUGAGGGUGUCUGGAGUAUCAUCCUUUGUGUAUUGGCUGGAGCGUCUUAUCUCUGAUGGCAUUGUAGCAUCGAUUCCAGUGAUACUGUUGUUGACACUUAUACCAGUCUUACAGCCGCCCUCACUGUCUCCUCUCCCUGCUAUGGGCUGUGUAAUGAUUGCAACCCUUCUGUACAUACCUGCUGGGAUAUUGUUUUCGUAUCUCAUGUCCUUUAUGUGCAAUUCAAGGGAUUCCUCCAAGCAAGUUUUGCCAAGUGUGUUCGACCUUACCGGAAUAAUUCCAUACUUGACUGUAUCUUUGGUGGAUACGCUUGUAAGCCGAGAUACUGCCAUUGUUCUUCAUUACGUGUUUGUAUUCCUGUUGCCUCCAUAUCAAGUAUUUGGAGCUUUGUAUUACAUUGACAGUGUGUACAGGUAUGAGUCCAUUAUAGCAGCAUUUAGAGCUGGUGGUCAAUCUGUUGACGUAGAAGUCACUGCAAGCAACUACUUCAAGUGGACCAAAUACAAUGGCAUCCCAGCCGCAUUGAUUGCUCCUGUUUUUCAUACCAUUCUGUUUUCUGUGCUGAUCUAUUUCUUGGACCAACAUAAAACUGGUGGUGCUGUGAGUUGCAAGUGUUCCAAAAGCAUGAAUGACAAGAACAACGCACAUGUAGACAGAAGUUUCAGUUACAUGCGACUGGAAAGUGAGGAAUCAAUGGAUCCAACCAAUGAGGAUGUUAGGAGGGAAAAAGAAAAAGUCUCAAACAUGGUUUCCAUAGAAGACUCCACCUUUUCUGCAAUAGUAAAGGGACUAUGGAAGAGAUUUGGCUCAGGAAAGAAGGCUAAAACAGUUGUCAAAGAUCUGUACUUUGGUGUUGAGCAAGGAGAAGUUUUUGGACUUCUUGGUCCAAAUGGAGCCGGCAAGACAACCUCCCUUAACAUGGUUACAGGAGACAUUCCACCAACAAGAGGAAAGGUCUAUGUAGCAGGUUAUGAUGUCAGAAAACAGUCUCAUGAGGCAUUUCAACACAUGGGAUUUUGCCCACAGGAAGAUGUACUCUUGCCAAAAAUAACAUUGCAAGAGCACCUUGAGGCUUUUGCCAGGAUGCGUGGCAAGCCAAGGGGGGAGGUCAAACGGGUAGUUAAGCACUAUUUGUCUGCUUUAGGGAUUACUGAACAUGCUAAGAAGAGAACUCAAUAUCUUUCAGGAGCAACAAAACGAAAGGCCAGUUUUGCCAUAGCAAUGCUGGGGGAUCCACAGCUGUUGCUGCUUGAUGAGCCUUCCAAAGGCGUGGACCCUUCUGCCAGACGUUGCUUAUGGAACACCAUCAGCAGUAAUGUCCACAGAAAGAGAGGGGCUGUUCUAACAACACAUUCCAUGGAGGAGGCUGAUGCUUUGUGUUCACGAGUUGGAAUCAUGGUGAAAGGCCAACUCAAGUGUCUUGGUUCAACACAACAUUUAAAGAGUACUUAUGGCAGUGGUUACACCUUGGAAUUAAAACUGAAGAAAACCCACACCUCAGGUCCAUGCCCAGAAGGUUCAAUGGAGCAGUUACACAACUAUGUCAUUGAGCUGCUUCCAGGUGCAACCCAGUCUGAAGUGUUUGGUGGAAGACUGAUAUACAAGGUCCCAAAGGAAGGUGUUGGGGCACUAUCAGUCAUCUUUACUAAGCUUGAAAAAGCUAAGGAAGAAAUUGGGAUAGAGGAGUACAGUUUCAGUCAGUCUACACUGGAACAGGUUUUUCUGGAGUUCACAAAAGAACAAGAUGAUGACAGGACUGGAGCUGAACAUAACAGAGAAGAGAAUGUACAAAAUGGUGGAUCUCACCCAGCAGUGUAACCUGAGUGUCAUGCAUAGGACCUGGGUCACAAGUAGAGCCUUUUUACAGAGCUUCCCUUGGUAUUCCAAGUUUGCAGUUUUUAAUUCAAGU